AGGUACUCUCAUUCCUUGCUACAGGGCCCAGACAAAAUGAUAGCAUUUUCUAUGAAAUUCGCAUAUAUGAUAUUAAGCCAUCAAAGAUGAAGGAGUUUGUGGAACUGGUCAACAAGUACUUUUACCUUCGCAAAGCUCACUCGGAGCUGGUGGGAUUCUGGUCUGCGGAGCUGGGAGCGAUGAAUAAGGUGGUCCAUAUUUGGAAGUACGAUAAUUUUGCCCACAGAACAUCAGUCCGGCAUGCACUAGCCAAUGACAAAGAAUGGCAAGGAAAAUUUAUCUCCCCAGCUCUCCCCUUGAUAGAAAAGCAGCACAAUGAGGUUGCUUAUCUGGUACCCUGGUGUCAACUUGGGAAGCCACCAAAAGAAGGGGGUGUGUAUGAGUGGGUUACUUUCCAGAUGAAGCCUGGUGGGCCAGCAUUGUGGGGUGAGGCAUUUCAAGCUGCAAUCAAUGCUCACAUCAACACAGGGUACACCAAACUGAUUGGUGUUUUCCACACAGAGUAUGGAUUACUUAACACAGUCCAUGUGAUUUGGUGGAACGAGAGCCCAGAUCAUCGGGCGGCUGGAAGGCACAGUGCCCAUGAAGAUGCCAGAGUUGUUGCAGCUGUGCGGGACAGUGUCAGAUUCUUGGAUUCCCAGCAAAAUAUGCUCCUGAUCCCUCUGCAGUGCUCACCACUGAAGUAAACUUAUUCUAAAGGAUGUAACUGAUGGCAAAAAAGACAAGAUGGAACCUGUCAGCAAGUGCCAUCACAUGGAUCAUGAUACCCUCAUGAACUAAGCUGUUUUUCAGUUUACAAUAAAUGGUUGAAAAAUGCUAAUUGCCAGCAGUAUAAAUUGCAAAAUUUUGUGCCCUCAUAGCAUUUGCCUUAAGUAUUUUAAUAUUUGUUUAGGUUCUGAAGUUGACUAGCCCUUUUUCAAUUGUGUAGUCAAACUUGGCUGAUCUGCAUGUGCUUACAUUCUUUGAAAUACUUUUUGCCAGACUGUUAAAAGCCAAAUAAAUUUGUACGAAGCAUGAAUUUUUAGUGUUUACAGCUCGAGCUUACCAUUUUUAAACUGAAAUGCUAAACCACAUUCUUUACAUCAUUUUGCAGGUCUUGUAUUUUGGUCAGCAGCAGUCUUGAUAAUAGUUGUUUUAGAGACAGUAAACUACAGUGAGUAUCAGUGGGGUAGAGGGAAUAUGGGCUGAUAAAUCAAACUUGUAUUUUUGUGUACAGUGAUACAGAGCACCCUCUUCUGCAGUUUAAGGGUCACUAUCUGGCAGAGCAUUCAGGAAGCUUUUCCACAGGUUAAUCACUAGCCUGCAAUGACCAACCGAUUUCACUUCUCUGCUCAAGUAUCUUUGUGCAGUCUGCCUCAUGAUUACUGCUUCUGUAAAGUGCAUUAAGAUUUCAUGGAAAGCACUAAAAAAACAGCUCUAGGCAAUUAUGCUAUGUCCAAGGUGGGUGAAUAGGAUCCAGCUGCUGUCGUUAUGGGAGGAUAACAGGUCCCAGCUCCUAUACCCAGGUCUUCAUACUAUUCUCCCUCCAACAAACCUGUCUUCAGCUUUCUCAGCCUGGAACAAGAACUGCUUCAGAGACCACUGUCUUUUAUUUUACAAAGCAACUUUCUAAGGUAUAAAUGGCUGAUAAACCAUCACUACCAAGUUGAUUCAGAGUAUUGCCUUAUGGCAGUCAACUCAGAGUACUUAUUUUUAUAAAUAAAAACAUGGGCUGAAAAAUGGGACUGGGAAUUAAUAGGACUUCUUUUUUUUUUUCUCCUC
Athene cunicularia (burrowing owl) is the source of this 1761-nucleotide messenger RNA. It is a transcript of the gene NIPSNAP3A, whose product is annotated as nipsnap homolog 3A. Lineage: Eukaryota; Metazoa; Chordata; Aves; Strigiformes; Strigidae. The transcript has 5 exons. The coding region runs from base 87 to 686 and encodes 199 amino acids. Gene Ontology annotation, cellular component: mitochondrion. The record is from RefSeq and is a predicted model, not a curated record.